This is a messenger RNA of Lithohypha guttulata, 2388 nucleotides long. RefSeq lists its product as uncharacterized. Lineage: Eukaryota; Fungi; Ascomycota; Eurotiomycetes; Chaetothyriales; Trichomeriaceae. The transcript has 2 exons. The coding region runs from base 1 to 2388 and encodes 795 amino acids. The record is from RefSeq and is a predicted model, not a curated record.
AUGAACCCUCUAGAUGGUUUGGCCUGCGCUACGCGUUUGCAGCAACAAAGCCAGACAAAGAUCUGGAACUGGAACUGGAUAACGACAAACACCAUCAUCGAUUCACCCAAUCCGACACUCGAUUACCCCAAUGCUCAGCUCUACUCUUCGACUUUCCCGAACCGGGACGAAUCGCUCUACCACCAAUUCCCAGAUGUGCCAAAUGAUGUGGUUACAUUUCUCGAGGCUGAAGACCCGAUUUCAGCAUCCGACCAAGUUUUCGUCGAUGUAUUCGAUGUCUCAACAAGUACUCUGAGUUCAUCUUCAAUUCAUCGGCCGGACCUUCUGGCAUCUGAAUGUGAGAUUGCCGAUAUCGGUUGGGAACCUAUCACUGUUUCUUCCUCCUCCUCCUUCUCCUCUUCUUCUCUGCUGGACGAAUCUCUUGACCAGGGCGGUACCGCUCCUGUUCAUCCUAUUGAAGCGCAGCGUGACGGCUUCGCUAUAUCUCUUGAAAACGACUUAGCAAAAACUGCGAACCAGAAAUUCAUCGCUGAUGACUUAGUCCAGGUCUAUCGUAAUAGCCUGGAAAAUGCACUCGGUUGUUGGCUCGUCGAAGAACAUUGCCCCUAUCAACGAACUGCCCGAGCGAAGCUACUGAACUAUGGCCAAAGUUCAGCUGCACACCCCACUUAUCUACAACGUGUGUACGAGCUAGACCAUAUAUCGCAACCUUUGCGGCCGGAGAGAGUGUCAGUGGAGGAUAAUGCGCUAACCUCAAAGGCUCUCAAGCUUGUCAUCAUGUCUUUUGCGAGUCAGUGGACACACGGUAUCGCACCUGCGACUCGAAAAGCCGGCAAAGAUGUUGCUGGAUUUGAAGACGAUGAAUUUUUACGUGGAUUUGAGGGUUUGAUGCAGCAAAGCCUAUGGCAUGAAGCACAGAGAUACAUCAAAGCAUGCGCACACAUCAAUUGCUUCAAAUCAAUUUUCGCGCAAAUAGUCUUCUCUCUUGUUCAGCCCCCUACGCUUUCCGUGUACGAGAAUACCGCUUUACACCGUGCGCCGUCUACCUCGCCUGCACUCGGGUCUACCUAUCCAAUAUCCAACAUCGUUAUAAGAGACGGCUCAAUUUCAAGUUUAGAUAACACCAUGCACUCUUCCGCCACCAGCACUGCAAGUUCUAACAUUCAGGAGCGGCUUGGCUACCUCCAUCAAGCGCUUCGAAGUCUCUUGAAAUGGCGUAAAACUCUACAUCCUUGGUUCGUUGGACGCGAUGUUGGUGGACAAGGAAUUCAACGUGCAGAGUGUAUGGCUUCUCGUCGUGCGGCUCUACAGAUCCAGGGUAGUUUUAAUGUGUUAUUUUGGUUCGGACUGAUGUGUGAUACCACUUCUUCGGUACUCAACAACCACCCGCUCAUGAUUGCUGACCGCGAGUCUUGUGCUGUUCAGCAUGUUGCUCCAACCUCCAAACCACUACGCGAUAUACUGCAACCUUCCACAACGAUGGGAGACAGUAUUGGAACCGAUUACAGUUCAUCCACCAACCACGACUAUACUGAACAACUAGAUGCCGAGCUCAUCGACAUAUGGGAUCUAGCCAUGAUGAGCUGGCGUCAUGGUUUAUCACUUGAGGCUGGUGCUGGAGCUGUGCUUCAAGAGGCAAUUCCUACAAAAGUACUGCUUUGGCGCAGAUUAGGCGCACUUAGAUCUCUCAUCAGAGGAGUCACUAGUUCAGCCGUUGUCGAGCAAACUAUCUCGGUGACGUUGGAGGUUGCAGACUUCUGGAAGAUCACAUACGGACCACUUAUUGAUGAGUGUGUCAGGACCCAUCAUCAGCUGUCAUUCAAAAUACAGUCCUGGUACGUCAUACUAGCUAUUCAUUUCCAUUUGGCAUGCCUAUUCGUAGCCGAUUGCAUUGAGCAGGCAGAUGGCAAUUAUCAAUCCUGUGCUGAGCAACGAUCUUUGCGUCUGACAACUUCGAAAAGCCUGGAAAUGAUCAAAUCCAGCGCUUACACCAUCACCAACAUUGCAGCGGUUUGUCUUUCAUUGCCUGAAAAGAGCCACGGCGAACAAGCGUCCUAUAGCUUUGACAGAGAUUGCGAAUCUACCAACAGAGGCACGGCAUUGCUAAGUGAACCAUGGACUGAGGUUCUUAUCGAAGCGUUUUCGAAGACUUUCCAGACUCUAUUCAAUUGGUCAAUCUCCCGUGAUCCAACGCUAAGCCCUAUGUACAGUCCUAUUCAGCUCGAGUGGUUGAUGACCAACACAAAUAGUCGAGAUUUAGUGGCCAGGUGUCUGGUUUGUGCUGAGGCUCUCGAGCUCCUGGGCCACAAAUCAAAUCAUGCUUUACGUGUCGCGCGUUCAAUGAGAACUCAAUUGACGGAUUCAGUCGACUUACCAACACUGGUAUGA